Messenger RNA from Ornithodoros turicata, 4477 nucleotides. RefSeq names its product actin-histidine N-methyltransferase-like. Gene Ontology annotation, biological process: peptidyl-lysine monomethylation; peptidyl-lysine trimethylation; actin modification. Gene Ontology annotation, molecular function: protein-L-histidine N-tele-methyltransferase activity; protein binding; protein-lysine N-methyltransferase activity. The coding region runs from base 279 to 1724 and encodes 481 amino acids. The transcript has 16 exons. Lineage: Eukaryota; Metazoa; Arthropoda; Arachnida; Ixodida; Argasidae. The record is from RefSeq and is a predicted model, not a curated record.
GUCUCUUCUCUUUUGUUCGUUUCGUUCCAGCGAUAACUUUGCGUGUCCCAGGCGAAUAUUCGUUGCCUCGCCGUACAACGCUGAACAGCCAUCCGUGGUCCAUUAUUCGAUUUGUCGUCACCACUUAGAAGCUGGGUUGUGGAAGAGCAAGUGCAUUCCUGUACCCAGAACGGACUGACAGCUUUAGUGGACAUCGCCACUCUUCCUGCUGUCCUAGAGAGCCGGGACCGAGGAGAUUCUCUGCACUUGAGAGCACUUCCGAGCCUUGAACCACGAAGAUGGGUCGUCACAACAAGAAGAAGGGAUUCAAACAGCUUUCCAUCGACGAUCGGUUAAUGCUGCAGUGCAUGUUGGACGAAAUCUUGGAAAAAUGCACAAAACUUCCUUCUGGGAUUCCCAAAGAAGAAUGGAAGGAUUUCCUCGAGUUAAACAGCCUCUUGGUGAAAGUCCGGGAGAUAGAAAAUGGCAUCACACUAGACCUGCCAGAGAGAACCAACAAGUGGGAUGCUUUCUUGGAUUGGUGUACCAAGAAUGGUGCCGACAUGAAGCACGUGGAGAUCAAAGACAUUGGCAAUGGAGAGUAUGGGAUGACAGCGAAGCAGGCAAUCGAGGAAGGAGAUGAAAUCCUGCACGUGCCUCGGAAGCUGAUGAUGUCAGCAUUAGCUGCCCACUCAUCUCGCUUGGGACAACUGCUGCAAGAAGACCCAGUGCUGAAAAGCAUGCCAAACAUUACCUUGGCUCUCUUCCUAAUUUUGGAGCUUUCUUCUGGAGAAACUUCUUUCUGGAGUCCUUACAUAUCUAUUCUUCCGGAUUCCUUCAACACAGUCUUAUACUUUUCAGUCAGUGAUUUGGAAUUGCUUCGAGGCUCAGUCGUUCUGGAUGAUGCACUGAAGCUUCAUCGGAGCAUCCUUCGCCAGUAUGCAUAUUUUCACAGAAUACUAAGGACUCAUCCACUAGCUAAAAGCCUACCCUUCAAGGAUUGCUUCACAUAUGACUUGUACAGGUGGGCAGUUUCUGCAGUAAUGACUCGCCAGAACGCUAUCCCCGCUCCUGGAGGUCAUGCCGGUUCGUCGACUGUUCUAGCACUUGUGCCGUUGUGGGACAUGUGCAAUCACAGCGGCGGCAAGCUGUGUACGGACUACGACCCGGAGAAGGACGAGCUCAAGUGUCUCGCCAUGCGUGACUUCCAGGCAGGAGACGAGGUGACCAUAUUUUAUGGCAGAAGAACCAACUCGGAGUUUUUAGUUCAUAACGGUUUUGUUUACCCUGGUAACGAACACGACGCGGUGGACAUCAAACUUGGUAUCAGCAAAAGUGAUCCGCUGUUCUCCAUAAAAUCGGAGCUCUGUGGGAAGCACGAUUUACCUCAGAGCGGAGUUUUCUCUCUACGUUCUGGCUCACACCCAAUAACAGAGGACCUCUCAACAUUUCUCAGGAUCCUCAUAUUAAAAGAAGAGCCUAGCGGGGGCAACAUAAGCUCGGAAAACAUCGAGAAUUCCCCCGACGAAAACGCCCGAGCGGCCCUCGCGUUUCUGCGGGACAGAAUUGAACUCCUACUUCGGGCUUUUCCCCUGUCAGAGCAGGACUACCAGUCCAUUGUAACUUCUUCGAGAUCAACACCAGGCAGCAGGAACGCAGCAUUGUACCGUCUAGAAGAGAGGAAGAUAUUGUUGUCGGCCCAGCGAUUGCUCUGUACUCCGGCCACGCCUACAGCAUGUGCCUAGCCCAUGUCACCGGUGGCGCGAAAAAUCAAAGCAGUCCCUGGAACAUAUGAAAUUCUCCGGGUGCAUCCUCAUCAAGUGCCUUUCAUUUGAAGUGCGAUUUCAAAAUGCUCGCGCUUACCUUUAUUUAUUGCGGUGGAUGUCGAUCGCUGACGUCUCACCGAAGCGUGAACGUAUGAUUUCGUGUGCGCUCAUUUCAUUAUUGGUGGUUGUCGCGAUCGUUACUUAGUAAUCGACAAUCCCGACCGGCGGUGCACGCUCCCCUCUUUUAGUCUUUGCUUAUUGUGCUCUGUUCCCGGGAAGAAUAAUCUGCCGCUAGUGCCUGUGGCGGUGUUUUCUGGCACACUGAUUUUGUCGUGCGACGCAAAAGACACGAACGUUAUUGCGAUCGGUAUUCGAGCCAACGCAGGCAAUAAAUAAACCUGUAAGGAAUUGACAGCAUUUUUUUACGAAAUUGUAUUCGCAUUAGACCUCUCGCGUUGGAGUAAAUGCUCUGUGCCCGUUUUAAGAGUUCGUUUCGUCGGCCAAAAGACUUGAUGUGCGUUUUGGGAUUUCGGCAACGAGGUCUUUCGUGUUAGCUGACGAUGGGCAAAAAAUCGACCCACGGGAAACUCCUGACACCACUUUGGAAAGUAAUUGGCCGAUCUAGGCAUAAAUUCGAAAGUCCAACACUUGGUGGCGCUUGUGCUUCGGGACCCUCAGAGCCGUAUAUUAAAAGGGAGUCUGGCCAUUGGGAGGAGUCACAAAAAGAGGCUCGACCUGUCAAUCACAGUUUCCCUCCUCUGAUUGGGUUGCUUUUUACCAAGGGGGUCGCCAUGACACCUUGCUGCCACCCAAAAUGGCGACAACAACAAACAGCGGUGAAGCGGGGAUUUCGUGACAAAAUUUUUUCACAGACUACUCUGAUUUUACGCUACAAAUGUACAUUCUGAUAUACGUUUCUCGGAAAUCAAUUUCAACUUACGCCCAUCCAUCGAUAUCUAACAGAAAAUAAUACGUUUUGCCGCCGAUGUUAGGCCUAGUGAACACGGCGAUCACAACGAAAUCAUAACAAAGACGGCGCUGUGCUGUACAAUCUUAUAUUUAAUAGCUGGAUUUCAUGGAUAUAAACAUUCUUGCCUCUUAUAUUCGAACUAUUCAUGUAGAUUUGUUUAAAAAUCAUACCGACGACAGAAUGUGUCCCAGCAGGUGGUUCUGCCGGCAGCGGUGCAACGACGGAAGCAGACGACAACUCUCGACGUGCCUUACGCUCCCUAGGUGGCGUUCAUCAAAUUUGCACCAAAAAUCCCCUAGUUCUGCAGAUUGCGAGAGGUAUCCAUUUCAAUCCCAUCCAAUUCACUUGCCACCCAAAAUGGCGCUGCCCAUGCUGGAUACGGGGACAAAUAGUGAGGAUAGGUUGAUUGAUAGCGCUCCAUAUUUCAAGACUUCAUUGGUCGGAAAGCUGAAAAAGUGGGUGGAGCUUCAGGUAUAGGCAUGACCCAUUAAUGGCCAGACUCCCUUUUAAUAUACGGCUCUGGGGACCCUUAGAGGACCUUGUUAGACAACUGACGAUCCCAAACGCGAACUGCGCUUAAUUUUUUUUAACAGCGGCAGCUGUUAAGGGCGCAAUUUCGUGAAGAUCCUGUUCCGUACGUCGCAUCGCCGAAACCCACAGAGAAAUUAAAGGGACGGUCGCAUCCGGAAACCUAUCUAUGAAACCGAUACCACUGUGUUUGGCAUCGACCAACAGUCUACGUGGCUAAUUUUUUUCGUCCGAAAAGUGCCUAGGUAUUAACUAAACGAAUUUUAAAGAUCAGCGCUGCCUCCAAGGCUGCAGAAAUUCCAGCGGCAUGACGUCACGCGUAAAGGGAGAGGGUGAGAGGGCGGCACGCAUAGGAGGAAAGGCGCCGUCCAGACGCCCCGUAACGCCCGCACCGCCGCGGCAUUCCUUUCCUCAAAGGCGUUCCAUGAUUGGCCCGUUACAGAAUGACGUUUCCUCAUUUUUCCAGAGAGAGAAUUCCGGCACAGUCUCAACAUCCGGCGUCUGCCUGUGACGUAUGUAAUUAAAUAAUUCUAUAGUUUCGAAAUCGACUGGAAUGGAUGCGACCGUUCCUUUAAGCGAAGAAACGAGAAACGAAAUAACAGGCAUGACGAGAUAUUUUACAGCGACAGCUGUUAUCUCGUUUCUCGUUGAUCAUUUGAACCUCGAUGACUCCGACGGGAUGAUGAACGGAGUCACCGCCAUACUAAAGCACAUAUAGACUUUGACGAAGUGGGUCUACCGAUGCACGCGUGACUUCACUUCGAAGGAAACGCCACGGGCACUGAACAGAUAUGUCGCUGUCGUUGAUUUGAUGCCACUGUAACUUGCAUCAUAUCUGCCAAUUUUUUUAAAUGCGUAUUAGUUGUGUAUGGAUGCAUCUUAUUUCAAGAGGGUUUAUUCACAUGACAUCAUCUGUAGGAGAGCGCCACUGUCGCUAGCAGAUUUGCCGCCAUAAUGUACGUCCGUAGGUUGACUGUCCUUGCUUUCACUCACUUCGCACUCACAGUACAUUUGGUGUUUCUGAGUUGCCGUACUGUGUGAAUAUUAUUUGUACCACAAUCCAAGUAACUUUCAUGUUUUCAACGUUAAUUGUCCCUUAAAAGGCACAUGGCAGUGAACCCGAAAACUGGAACCAAACUUCGAAGGGCCUACAUCAUGGCGGCGAUUUCGCAUUUUCGAAGCUAGUGCCCUCUGAAGAGAUGAAGUGAUUUAAUAAACUCUAUAGUCAAAAUAU